This is a messenger RNA of Drosophila mojavensis, 6865 nucleotides long. RefSeq names its product eukaryotic translation initiation factor 4G (gene eIF4G2). Lineage: Eukaryota; Metazoa; Arthropoda; Insecta; Diptera; Drosophilidae. The transcript is spliced from 6 exons. Gene Ontology annotation, cellular component: eukaryotic translation initiation factor 4F complex. The coding region runs from base 112 to 6534 and encodes 2140 amino acids. The record is from RefSeq and is a predicted model, not a curated record. Gene Ontology annotation, molecular function: mRNA binding; protein binding; translation initiation factor activity.
AAAGAAAAAGGAGCAAAGGCAACUGUAGUUGGCGGCAGAAACGUCGUAAACGGUGGUGCGAAACAGCAGCGAUAAACAUAGCGCAGGAAGCGAUCCAACGAAGGUCCUCCUAUGUUCAUGCCAACGGGAGGGGGUGGGAAGGGAAACAGACCACAGUCAACACACCAGCAGAACCACAGCCACCAGACCCAGCACCACCAGACGUCACACGGCCACUCACAUUCGCACCACCAUCAUCAAAACCAGUCGCAGCAACAGCCGCCCCAACAGCAGCAACAGGCGCGCGUUUCCCAUCUACAUCAGCAACAGGAGCAGCAGCAGCAGCAGCAGGCGGCACACGCAGUGUUUGUACCGCAGCAGAGCGGCGUCUCGAAUCUAGGUAAUCUUCAUCAUCACCACCAUCCUCUACCGCAGCAGCAACAUCAACAACUGCAGCAGCAGCAACAGCAGCAUCAACAGCAACAACAGCAGCAACAUCUUCAGCAGCAGCAGCAACAGCAGCAGCAGCAACAUCAUAUACACCAACCGCCGAUUUUCUUCUAUUCAAACCAACAGCCACCGGCAUUGUCGUAUGUGAGCCACCCGCAGCACUCGUCCAGCAGCAGCAGUAAUGGCAGCAGCGGUGGCGCCGCUCUUCAACUGAGUGGCGCCGCCAGCAAUAGUUCGCUGGGGCAUGCCCAUGGCCAUAACCAUCACAACCAUGGUCAUGGUCACGCGCAUGCGAAUGGCGUCCUUACGCCAGUCAGCAGCAAUACAAGCCUGGUGUGUGCCCUCAGCAAUCCGGCGCUGCCGCCAACCUUUACGCCAUCAGCUGGUCUGAUCGCGCCCCCAGGCGCCAAUGGGCCUGGGGCUGGCACCACCUACAUUUCGGCAACAUUCUUGCCCUUAAAUCAUCCCGGACUGAUUGGCGCACAGCCUAUAACGUAUGCCCCAAAUGGAGGCUCGGCAGCGCCCUCUGGCACCUUCUAUGCGGCAACAGGUCAACAAAAACAACAGCUGCCGCCUGGGCAGCAGCACGUCGUGAGCGCCGGGCCCGCCCCCAAUGCAGGCCCACAGCAGACGCUAACCUACUAUCCCCAGACGUUGCCGCCAGCGCCGCUGAAUAACAACAGCAACAAUAAUGUGGUGGGCGGAGGAGGGGGCAACGGCGCACACCGUGCGAAUAUUCGCGGUGGUCAACGCUCGACGCCACCCCAGCAGCCCUAUUAUACCUAUGCGGUGCCCACGGCAGCGCCUCAACCGCGUCCCACACUGGUUAACAACGCUCCAGCGGCCGCUGUUGCGCCCAUUCUGAAUCCGCGAAGCACGCCACUCAACGGAACAGCAGCGUUUCAUAUUCCGCCGGCAUAUAAUAUACCGAUAGUACCGCAGACCAACCUGACGACAGCUCCGAUGCUAGCGGCUGCAGGCAUGACCGCAGCUCCAACGGCUCCCGCAACCGGGCUGCACACUUAUCCACCACAUUUGCAGGGCACAGCUCCCACUGCUGUGGCUGCUGUUGCUGGUGUGGCUGCAGGCUUUCCGCCGACCUCGCUGACAACGGCCUCCCAGCUGGCUGGGAAUGACAAGGUGAAGGAGCGCCGGCAUGCCAUACCCAUCAUACAUCCAGACACUAAAGAGAAUGUGUUGGACCCCAAGUCAUCGGUGUUCAUCAAGAAAGACUCGAACUGCACACUGACAUCCAGCACGGGAAGCGAGAGCAGCCUGCCCCAAUACCAAUUGUCCGGCAUCUCAGAUUCAGGGUCCUCUACUCAACUAAUUACCGGCGUCAUGGUGGAUCAUCAAAUGCAAACGGAUAAAGCAUUGCAACCACAUAGCACCACCCACUCAGCUGCAGCUGCAGCCCUCCCACUGACUGAUGAAGACAAAGUCAGCGUCAUUGUCAAGGACAUACUGGCCCACUCGGGCAAUCCGGACGAACACCUCAGCUUUUGGCAGUUGAAUGACGUGGACAACACCUCGGAAAAUGCAACUCAGUCAACUUGCGGCAACAUAAACGCAAAUUACGACGAUUUGCCGCCUGCAGCUGCAACAGCAUCAACAGCAUCAACGGCAUCAACGGCAUCAACAGCAGCAGCUCCAGCUCCAUCUGCCAGUUCCAACGCCCCAGUGAUGUUCAAGGAACCGACGGCUAAGAAACAGCGCCCCAAGUCAGCGAACAAACAAAACACAGCCACGCCUACGUCUAUAGCCAAUGCUGUGGCCGAAGCAGCAACCUGCAGCAACAAGAGCAUAAGCAUUUUAACAAGCAUAAAACAUAAUCCAGCUCCUCAACAACAGCCGCAGCAGCAACCACUCUUGCAGAAUCCACCAAAGGCAAUGAACGUCAGCUUGGGAUCCGAUGCGAGUCCGUCGAGUCCUACAAAGACGAUAAAGCCAAGAAUAUCUGGGCCGUACAACCAGCAGUCGCAAGCAAAAGGGGAACAGCCGUCGACUUCAUCCUCAGCGACUUCGACGCCCACGCACCAGCAGAAGGCGCAAUCGGUGCAACAGCCGAAGCAAGUUGGCGGCGCCACAGGAACAGCGGGAGGAUCAGGCAUGCGCCGAGCGGUAAGCCCAAGUCCUGCCCGCCCAGCUGCAUACACUCCGGUAACACCUGCUGCGGCCGUACCAUCAAACAAGAAGAGUCAGCGAAAGGCACAAAAGCGUAAGGAGCAGGAAAAGAAAAAGCAAAAGGCAUCAGCGAACAUCACAAGCAGCGCCACAGCGGCCAGCAGCGGCGCCGGCGCCGGCACCAGCGGCAGCGGUAGCGCGGCCAACAACACUAACCACAAUAAUAAUAAUAACAGAAGUGGCGCCACAAACAGCUCCAAGAGCAACGGCAACGGCAAUAAUAACAACAACAAGGCUGCAGGUGGCGCCGACACCAUCAUGACAUUUGUGACAACAACUAAAGCGACAGCCGCAGUCGCGUCCGCAAUGCAGGACAAAGCGGCGUCAACGAUGACUGAUAAGCUUAGUGCAACUAAUAAUAAUUCUAGCUUAAGUUCUAGCGUAAGAGACAAGAAACCCAAAGAGCAGCAACAGCACCAGCAGCAGCAUUCGAGCAACAACAAUAACAACAACAACGAUGCAGCUGCUAGUGAACACAAAACAGACUAUAAAGAUGAUUCGACCCAACAGCUGGACAAACACAUGGCCAACGAGGACAUUGUGGCAAAGUUUCUUCAAAAGAGUUUUGAUGAUGCACCCAGUCCAGCAGAUACACAGCUAGAAUUUUUAAACAGCAGCAGUUCCAUGUGUGACGAUACGGACAUGAUAAGCGAUCCUGCUCCAGCCGACAAGAUAACUGAGAGUAAUGCUGACGGCGAACUGAACGAUAAUAAUGCCAAGUGCGUUGAUAACAAUGUGGGCGAAUUGAAGUUUGGUGACUUUAAUGAGGAGGCGCCCGCUGAUAAUUCCAGUUUCAUAUGCAGCUCCACCUGGUCCAGCUCACAGCCAAUUGAGGUUACCAGCUCUCAAAGUACAAUGUCUGAGGAUAAUGUGGAUUGUGCGCCUAAGAGCAACAUCCAAAAGAUUGAGCCACCCAUUAAAAAGAGCUCCCCCAUGCAUCAGACGAGCAAAGCAUCUGGAUCCCUUCAAAGGGCAGCAGCUGGAAAAGUGUCGGCGUCAUCUUCAAAGAGUGCUAGUGUCAGCAAGUUCAUAAGAUACAACAUUGAUGAGCUGCGCGAGCUGUCGAAGCUCAGCGAUUCGCGGAAGCCUCCGCUAGUUCCCUGCCAGAAAGGCGAUUGUAUUUCACAAUUGUUCGUGUCACGACAAGGGCAGCAGCAGCAGCAGCAACACCAUCACGGACACAAUCCGCAUGGACAGCCGUAUCAGCACGCGCACGAAUCGUUGGAAUAUGGGACAGGUAAACGCGGACGUGGUCAUGGCCAUGGACCGAAUAAGAAGCAUCAUGAAGGACAUCAGCCAAUGACCGGCAACUCGAGCGGUAUUAGCUCUGGACCUGGUGGAAUGAGUAGCUCCAAUCAGCGACAUAUGGAUAUAAUACGUGUGCAGCUAUCGCUUAAGGAAGAGAUUAAAUUGUCAGAGUGCGAGAAUGCCUGGCAGCCGGAGACACUGCGUCGUAUGUCAAUGUUCAACACAACAGAGCCAGACCAAGAUGACGACAUGGAUGUGGUACUGAAGAAAGUUCGUGGCAUACUCAAUAAGUUGACUCCUGAUAACUUUGAGGUGCUGCUCAAAGCAAUGUCCAGCAUCAAUAUGGAUACUCAACGCAAAAUGACAAAUGUUAUGCUGCUUAUUUUCGAGAAGACCAUCAGUGAGCCCAAUUUCGCACCUACAUAUGCACGCUUUUGCAAGGUGCUGUUCCAUGAGAUUAAGGCAGAGAACAAAUCUCUGUUCACCAGCUCGUUAAUAACCCGCAUUCAACACGAGUUCGAAUCGAACGUAAAUGAUGCCAAUGCCAAAGCCAAAAAGUUGCAGCCCACGCAAGAGCGCAUCAAUGCGUGCCAAGAUACGGCCAAGAAAAUUGAACUGCGGGCUGAAAUGGAAGACCUUGAAUAUCAGUUCAGGCGUCGAGCCUGGGGCACUGUGCGCUUCAUAGGUGAACUUUUCAAGCUGCAAUCACUUACCAGCGAUCGUGUGCUGCACUGCGUCGAAUCGCUGCUUGAACAUGGCUGUGAGGAGAAGCUGGAGUAUAUGUGUAAGUUACUGACCACUGUUGGCCAUCUGCUCGAAGCCGGCCCGCCCGAGCAAUACCAGAGCGGUGCUCGCAUCGAGAAGAUCUUUCGCCGAAUACAGGACAUAGUUCAGCGUUCACGUGGCGGCAGCACCGGCAGUCGACAGCAUCAGUUUAAUAUUAAAAUAAGCAGCCGUGUGCGAUUCAUGAUGCAGGACGUGCUGGACUUGCGCUCACGCAACUGGGAUCAGCCAGUGACCGCUCACUCGACCUCUGGCAGUCGACAGCGUCACAAGCAACACGAAGAACCCAAAACACAGCAGCAGCAGCAGCACAGCGUGCGCGGCAGUCAUUUGCCCCAACAGCAGCAGCAACAGUCCAACUACCAGUAUCAACAGCAGAAGCAACAUCACCAUCAUCAUGGUUACAAUGACGGCGGCAAUUACUUUAUGCAAAAGCUGCCCAAAACUCAACAGCAUGAAAACCAAUCUCUCAGCAUAGAUCCCAAUAAGCUGCGCUUCAGCAGCAGCAACAACGACGACACUGCAACCGCCAAGCUGGGCAAUUCCUCACAUUAUCAGUGGCGCAAUGCUAGCAAUCGUCCAGUUAGUGCUGCGCCAGCUGCACAGCCCACUUUACUUAAGCGCUUGCCGUCGACGAGCUCCUUUACCUAUCCGCCCUAUCAGCAGCAACCGGCUGCACAGGUGGGCGUGCCGACAGUAGCCAACAGAAGUCAGACUUCAGAGCCGGCCACCCCGAAAACUGAGUUUGAUGCGAAACAGUGCCAGGAGAUGCUCACAAAGCUCGUCGAAGAGGUGCUCAGCACCCGCGAAUGGCAACCAGAGGUGCUCUACAUUUGGCGUAAUUCGAACGUCAAGCAGCAGGCGGCCGUGGCCAUCAUACACUACAUCCUGAUGGAUUAUGUGCAUCGUGCGGAGGUGAAGCGACAGCACCGUUUGGCAUGCGCAAAUGCGAUUUCCUAUCUAAUGCAACAAGAGAUUUUUGGCAAAUCCGUUUUUGACCUGGCGUACAGCCGCUUCGGCGAGGAGUUUCCCGAUCUACUGGUGGACGUACCCAAUGGCUGGACCUAUGUGUUUGAGUUUCUCGGACCCAUUAUGCAUGAAGGUGGACUCGAGUUGAAGGACAUUUGGCAGCCGCGCUGGCUGGAGGAUCCGCAGUUCACUGAACGUUUUGUACGCGCUUUUGUCAGCUACUUUGUGCAAGAAUUUGGCGCCGUAUACACACACAAGCUAUGGCAUAUAGACAACAAGCUGGAUCGAGGCCAGCUGUUUUGGAGCGAUGCUCGCAAGUAUCGUGACUUUUUGCAAUCGAAUAGCUUUCAAUUUCUGGAGCCCAACAGCACAGCGACAGUUGGCAUGCAGCGGCAAAAGGUUACACGCACCCAGGCGGAGCAUGUGGAGCGGAUAAGCUACCUGCUGCGGCUGUCUAGUGACACCGCCAUUGACUAUAUCAAUACCAAUGUGCAUAUAAAUGCGAGUUUUGUGCGCCACCUGACCAAAUUCCUCUGCUGCGACUUCGCUUUAAUCAAUGAAUCAACCAAAAAGAACAACAACAACAACAACCAUAACACAAACAAGAAUAAACUGCAAUUGCAGUUGAAUGUGGACAGCUUCAGGCGGGAUUGCACUCCACUAUUGCGCCUCUGCAUUGAUGCCCAAGAGACGCACGAGAUGGCAUGCAUUGAGGAGACAGUCGACGCACUGCAGGAGCACUUUAGCCUCGAGCUGGACGAUGAGAUGGCUGCGGGUGAGGCAAUCUGUAGCGCUUGGAGUGUGCUCUACGAUUGCGAGGUAAUAUCCCGAGACACUUUUGAGAAGUGGUUCAAGCAGGAAUUUGAGCACUAUCCGAGAGCACUAAUGGACAAAUUGCGUGCUUUCAUUGAGGAAAUGUAACAGUCCCACAAUCAAUGCAGGAACAAUAACAACAACAACAUCAACAUCGAAGCAAAUCGCAGGCAAAAUGAAUAAACAAUAUCCAUAUUUAUGUAUAUGACAAUUGAAACAGCGCCCUUGGGCCCUUCAAUCAUACACCAUGCGCGGUCGUAUAUACAUACACAUCUAUAAUCCAUAACACAUACAAACAGAAACAGAAAACACAGAACAUUGCAAAGAAAACAAACAAACAAAUGACAACAGCGAAUAUUAUAAACUAUUGCAAUAAACAAAAAGCAUAAAUUAAACAAAAACGCAAAUGGAAUUUCGGCGGCAAACAAAAAAUAACAAA